AUGUUGCGACUGUGGAGCCGUCGUCUCUCGUCGAUCUGUCGCGUCAAAGUUGCGUGGAAACUCAGGACGAAACGAAAACGCACCGCGGAAGAAAUUGAAGCGGCAAUCCGCCAAGUUCCACACGACCGCCGCCAGACCUUGCACUCACUUGCCCAUGCGUGCCAAAUCCCCAAGACUACCAUCCUCAACCACAUCAAGGACCGCUCAAGCUACGUCAAGCCGUUCCUGACGCUGGCCAACCAAGGCGCUCGGUUGAAGUUCGCGUUGAACUUCGUUCGACCUUCGUCGAAUGGACGCCAAGUUUUCGCCAGCAUGUACGAGUAUGUACAUGCUGACGAAAAAUGGUUCUGUCUGACGAAGGUCAAACGUGAGUUCUACGUGUACGAAGACGAAGAAGUCGCCAAACGCGCAAUCAAGUCAAAGAGCCAUGUUACGAAAGUCAUGCUCCUCGCGGCGAUUGCAAGGCCACGCUUCGACCACCACGCGAAGAAGACCUUUGACGGGCAAGGUUGGUAUUUGGCCGUUUCUUGA
This is a messenger RNA of Aphanomyces invadans, 531 nucleotides long. RefSeq lists its product as hypothetical. The transcript is spliced from 2 exons. The record is from RefSeq and is a predicted model, not a curated record. Bases 1 to 531 code for a protein of 176 amino acids. NCBI's taxonomy places the organism in Eukaryota, Oomycota, Saprolegniomycetes, Saprolegniales, Verrucalvaceae. Gene Ontology annotation, molecular function: nucleic acid binding.